UUACAUGCUACAACAAUCAGAGUUGGCCGUGUUGACAUUUGGUGUUGGCCUGGGCAGGCGCUGACAAUCGCUGGUUAAUGGCGUCCGUGUUCAGUUUAUAACUGAACGCCCUGCCGUUAGAAUGGGCCUACUUCGGACCUACCAUUUAAGCGUUGUGUUGUGCCUUUCGGCCAUUAGUUUAGUGCAGGAUGUGGCGUCAUCUGAGGUGCAUGAACUUUCACCCAAUGCCACUCAAGUGGUGGCCAAGAUCCUGCGUCGACAAAAGCGUUACCUGGCAUUUCCUGAGGGAUCCUCCGUUUCGGGCGCCAUUUGCAUGACGAUCGGUAUGAUCGGUAACCCCGAUGUGGACUAUCUCAGUUGGGCUGUCAAUUGGGGCGUGGCAUACGAUCUGCCCAACGAGAAAUGGGUCAUCCAGCACGCCCAUGGGCUGAAUGCCACUCUGGCUAAGGACACAAUCAAAAGGCGAUCCAGGCGAGCCUUUUACGACGAGGUGCAGUCUAUUUUUGAUAACAUGGGCUUCAAUGGUCGGUCGUGCGUGGCCAGAGCCCUUUGUGAAAGUGCCAGGUUUAUGCUGCCGAGUCACCAGAAGGGCAACAUGUUGCAAGAAUUGGUCAGGACAGUCUUUAGCAUGCCACUUUCCAAGGUGGAUACCCAGGAGCCUCAGGCUCACCAUCAAUAUGAUAAAAUAUACCGCCGUUCCAAGCGAAAUUCACGUGAAUGCCAUGAAAUAUACCCGGGAUGUCAGUUUUCUUUAUUGGCCCUUGCUCUUGGAAAAUAUAUGUCAGCUACUACCACUAAAUUCAGCUCAUUAAAUUACAUGUAAACAAUAAAUAAUUUAAUAAAAAAAAGACAACUGAAACACUUAAAAAUUUUGGUUUUGAUGGAGUGCUUUCCCGCCCUUGAAUAAAACGAAGAAAUAUUUUU
Molecule: messenger RNA, 924 nt
Organism: Drosophila ananassae
Lineage: Eukaryota; Metazoa; Arthropoda; Insecta; Diptera; Drosophilidae
Exons: 4
Coding region: 122-823 (233 amino acids)
Source: RefSeq, a predicted model, not a curated record